CUGGAAGAAAAGGCUAACAACAAUGUGACAAUGCUGAGAGAGUGUGUGUUCCACUACUCGAGGUGUUUCAGCCAUCAAACGGACCAGCGUGGAAGCAUGCCUUUUGCAUGCAGUCCAUAAAGGCGGACAAUAAAUUGCAUCUUCACACGCGCUUCGACAGACCGGUGAUGGCAGAAUAAUUUCGCAGGGCCCCAUUGUGUUGUUCAGUAUAAAUGGAUGAUGGUAAAUAGUGGAAGCAGUUGAGGCGUGCGUGCUGAGCCGGACCGGUGGGCCCGUCCCGUGGCCAUGAAGUCCAGCCUGAAGCAGUGGCGGCGCCUGGCGCUGGGCCUGAUGCUGGCCUGGGUGCUGCUGUUCCUGGCCCUCUUCUCCUACUUCAUGGACUCGCGGGUGGAGGAGCCGCGCGCCGCCUCCGCCCUGCUGGCCCACGCCGAGAGCCGCCGCCUGGCCUCCGUCAGCGGGAGCGUCCGCGGGGCCGGGGGUGUCGGCGGCGGCGGUAGCGACGGAGGGCAUCAGCACCGCGCCAUCAUGGGCUCCCCGCGCCUCGACCUCCACCCGCGGGCCACCGCCUCGGCCGCGAGGGUCCCGCUGGCCUCCAUCUCCACCACCACUGCCGGCGCUGGCGGCGUCGCCGCGUCCAGGGAGCAGAGGGCCGGCGCCAGCCCGGAGCCGGGCCAGCAGCAGCCGCCGCCGCCUCCGCCCUCCAGCCGCGAGCAGCCGCCGCUGAGCCGCGAGACGGCGUACUACUCGCCGGACCCCCAGAGCCUGGCGGCGUGGUCGGCGUUCGGCACGCAGGACGUGGGCUCGCACUCGCGCUCGGCGCCGCGCAGCCGCGAGAACCGCCUCCCCGAGGGGGACGAGGACGAGGAGGAGUGGCGGCGCCAGCAGCAGCAGCAGCAGGAGGAGGAAGAGGAGGAGGCCGGCGGAGAGGAGGUCGAGGAGGAGGAAGAGGAGGAGGUGGUGGUGGGCGGACGGAGGUCGAGGAGGACGACCACGGCGGCGGCCAGCCCUGCCCGCGCGCACGCUGGCCGCUGGGAGGCGUCGGACGAGCUGGAGGAGUACUACUUCUCCAAGUCCAAGUCGGUGGUGCAGCGGCUGUGGCAGGGCCGCGUGUCGGCGGGCAUGCUGAGCCCGCGGCUGCAGAAGGCCAUGAAGGACUACCUGAGCGCCAACAAGCACCGCGUGGCCUACGGCGGCGCGCGCCAGGCGCAACGCAGCGCCCACCAGCUCAUGUGCCAGCUCAAGCGUCGCGUGCGCGUGCGGACGCUGGACGGCACCGAGGCGCCCUUCGCCGGCCUGGGCUGGCGCUCGCUGGUGCCGGGGCGGCCGCUGGAGCGCCUCUACGGCUCGGGCUUCGGAUCCUGCGCCGUGGUCACGUCCGCCGGGGCCAUCCUGCACUCGGGCCUGGGCAAGGAGAUCGAUUCCCAUGAUGCUGUUCUGCGGUUUAAUGCUGCCCCCACAGAAGGCUAUGAGCGGGACGUGGGGAAUAAAACCACUAUACGUAUCAUCAAUUCACAGAUCCUUGCCAACCCCAAGCAUCAGUUUAAUAGCAGCUCGCUUUACAAGAAUGUCACGCUGGUGGCUUGGGAUCCUGCACCCUAUGCUGUCAAUCUACACAAGUGGUACAUGAGCCCAGACUACAACCUGUUCUCUCCGUACGUGGAGCACCGGAAGCACUUCCCGGCGCAGCCCUUCUACAUCCUGCACCCGCGCUUCAUCUGGCAGCUGUGGGACGUGAUCCAAGGCAACACCCUGGAGAACAUCCAGCCCAACCCCCCCUCCUCCGGCUUCAUCGGCAUCCUCCUGAUGAUGGCGCUGUGCGAGGAGGUGCACGUGUACGAGUACAUCCCGUCGGUGCGCCAGACGGACCUGUGCCACUACCACGAGCGCUACUUCGACGCCGCCUGCACGCUGGGCGCCUACCACCCGCUGCUCUACGAGAAGAUGCUGGUGCAGCGCAUCAACACGGGCCCCGAGCGCGACCUCCGGACCAAGGGCAAGGUCACGCUUCCUGGAUUCAGCACUGUCCAGUGUGACCCCUGAGCUCGUUUGGCUUUGAAUGCCUCUUGGGUCAGAUAUUUUUUGCGAUUUCUUUGAAAGAAAAAGAAAAGGAAAGAAAAAAAACAUCCCUCUCUGCCAGACACACAGAAUAUUUUAAAAAGAGUUUUUUUUUUAAAAAAAGUGAUUGAAGGUGCAAUACCCAACCACACGAGAGGUGGAGGGACUCUUCAAGACAGAAAUUAGGCUCAUGACAGGGACGUCAUCCAUAGACUUGAAAAGGCAGAGAAAAAAAAAACUGUAAAUGGUCUGCUUCCAUAAGAAGGAAGUAGAACCUGUUUUUGCCCUCACUGAUUGCAUCUACUGAACUGACGGGGGAGGGGGAGGUAAAGGGUGUCUUAGGUUAGCAAUAGAGUUGUUUUUAAGAGAGUGUUUUACUCCUGACUUUGGUGUUUUGCUGUUGUGUCUGUGUCCUGUGAGAUUGCAAGGAUUAAGGGUAGCCUGACCGAAGGCAGUGAACCGUAAAAGAAGAUGUCUGCAGCUGAUAGGUCUGAUCGUGUAGCUCAGACCUGACCUUAAAUAGAACUUGGUUACCAUGGUCUGUAGGGGAUGGGAUUUUGUGGUAUUUUAAACUGAAUGUCUCUCAGUCACACCAUUUCAAAACACACACACACGCACGCACACACACCACAACGAGCAAAAAUAAAAAAUAAAAAAUUAAUUGCCAGAGGCCUCAUAACAAAGUCUAACAUUAGACUGCAGCCAAUAUUUCACCUUUUGUUUCCUUGCUCCAGUGGAAAUGGAGUGUCCUUACCCUCUCCCUGUCUGAUAAGCCGCUGGCGAGCAGAAGUGCAAUACACAGCCUGUGCCACUGAAGCCCCUUUGGCUGGAAAAGUGCGGCAGGCUGAUACUCCCAACUUGUUCAGCUAGCACUUUGUGUGAAAGCAGUCUCUGUUCUCACAGAGGGUGGAAGACUUAGACCUCCGUGAUUUAAGGACAGGAUUGUGGUCACCAAAGUGUCCAGACUUUUCACCCGUGCUCUGUUACGCAACUGAGUCCGAGUAUGUUGUUUCAGAACUUUGUGGAGACUUUGCUGAUAAUGAUGUUAUGGAGGCUCACAAGCCAUUUCAUGUGUCUUGAUAUGUGGAAAAUUGCGAUGGAAUUAUGGGAAAAUUAUCUUUUAACUGAAUGUCGUCCAUGAGUGAUGUAAAUAGAUUUUUUUUUUCUUAAAGAGUGUAAAGUCCACCCAUUCACCUGCCGUUUUUGUGUGUUAUGACAUGAAGUGUCCUCGUGUGAGGAAAGAGGUAUUUGUUUUAGGUGUUUGGAGGUAGGAAGGGAAUCAACUGGAGUUUUUUUUUUUUUAGUAUUGUAUAUAGCAGUUCUUGUAAGCAUUCACUCAGGUGUACAAAUCACUGCACAGCUCAACUUUGAUCAUGUCGUGCCAGAUGUUUUUCUUCUUUUUCUCAUCACUCUUUUUUUUAAAACAACAAAGAAGAGGUGCAGUUAAACUGACACUGAUUAAGAGAAAUCUUCAGCCUUCCGGGCCAAACCAGUGCCUGUGCCAGGUGGGCGUUGUCCACCUGAGGUUGGAUCAGGUGUAUUUAGGCCAGGUGGGCGUUGUUGUUCACCUGAGAUGGGAUCAGGUGUAUUCUGAGAGGAGGCACCUUACACCAGCUCUACUAAAUGUAGUUUCCUCAGGCCACCUCUGAGCACCAACGCCUCCAGACUAAUCCUGAACUCUACUGCAUUCGCCAUUGCUUCCAUUUUGUUUUCUUCCAUUCCUCUUCCUUUCUCUGCAUGACUGUGAUGGACAGAAGCUUGUUGAUGUAAUAAAGGAGAAUUAGGGGUAUGUGGAGAUGCAGUGGUUUAUAGGCUUUAGCCAGCAUAGCUCCAACAUCCGUCUUCCUCCACAGAACAUCCCUCAACACCCCACGCUUUUCCCCAGUGGAAUGCCAACAGAUUGCCUUCUCUCAGUAAAUGUCAGAAAAUUAUUAUUAUUAUUAUUAUUAUUAUUAUUAUUAUGGAUUAAAAGGAGACAUUUCUCACACAACAAUACAACAUUAAUGCACAUGUCCUUGAAAUCUUUCUUUUGGAGUUGCAUGAUGCCUAAACUGUUCAAAGAGGACACAGCUAGGUUUUAAUCUGAGAAUGUGGGUUCUCAUGGCAACAAUGCAAAUUCAUUACAUUUAAAAAAGGAUGUGUCACUUAUUGACAUGUUUAGACUACUAAAUGUAACAUAGUAGCCAAUUCCUGUAAUCCACAUACAUAGACUUUUUUUUAGGUUGAUACACCAAAAUGACCACCUUACAAACCCUGGUCAUUGACUAAGAAUUACCCAUUUCAGUUAAGCAAGAUGUACUCCAAACUAUUUUAUAUGUCAUAAAAACGUGUCUUUUGAGACUCGCGAAGAUUAGAAUUGCUGUUUUCAUAUGUUACUAGCAUUGUUGUGAUGGAUUUGUAAAAAAAUAAAGAAAAGAAAAGGAAAUAAAAAAAUAGUUCAUUGAAUUCAUAAUCAUAGUAAAAUGCGGAGAGCAUGCACUUGUUAGGAGGGCUGUAAACGUUACUUCUUGAUCAGUGUUCUUGCUGUAUGGAAACAUAAUAAUCUUAGCAUAGAAGUACUUUCACAUGGCAAACCUGAAGUGGCUAGACAAGGCAUACAAACCACACCACUGCUUCCACUGAACCAUUACCCAACAAGGGUAGCACUGUGCCUUGCAGUGCCUGAUCCAUUUUUACUAUUAGCUGUGUUAACCACAGUGUGUCCUGGAUUUAAUCUCCUCUUGCACGCUAUCCGUGUUUGCUUCAUUUGGACUGAAAUGACACCAGGUCCACUGCUGUAGGGUUUGCCGAAUUUCCACAACCCGACUGUAGCGCAGGACACCUAAACGACUCUGUUAGAUCCAUUGCACUGGAACAGAUAACAAUCGAUCGUCUGAGUCUCUUUGGAGAGUUCCCUUUACCGACAGAGCAAGGGAUGUAUCUCUCCAGACGUACAGCCAGAAACACACUUGAUCAAACCCAAUGCCGCUAUAGGCGGAGCAAAGGCGAUGAAAUCCUGAUACUGUGCCAAAUCGAUUCUUUUUGUUUACUGCUGUUGUUUUGCUGUUUUGUUUUGCGGUGAAUACGGUGCUGUGAUACUGUAGUGACUUGGGCCAACAGCCAGCUGUGGAACACUCGUGAGCUCAUGAAGAGGUGACACAUGAAGGGUCACUGUCCAUGUUGGCCAUUUAAUAUACAUCUAAUGUACAAGCUCUCGCUCUCUCUCUUUUUCUCUGUCUCUCUCUCUCUCUAUCUUACUUUCUGUCUGUACCACUUAGCCUUGACAAAUUGAUUUUCCUUAAACUUUCUUUAAACUUCCUUAAACUUUCUUGAGCUUACAUGUGAAGAGUUUCAAAUACUUUAGAUGAAACAAAAACAAGUCAGUUCACGCUGUAAAGCCAUGGCAUCUUCUGUUGAUGUUGUCUCGUUUGAUUAUGAAGUUUUCUUUUGUUAGACUUGAAUCAGUUUGUGAUUAAUCAUUUUUCAGGGCUUUGAUUUUUUUUUUUUGGUUCUUAAAGAUCUUCUUGUAUGUUUGUUGUUUUAUAUUAUGUAAAUAAAGGGAUUGCACAUU
Molecule: messenger RNA, 5605 nt
Organism: Sardina pilchardus (European sardine)
Lineage: Eukaryota; Metazoa; Chordata; Actinopteri; Clupeiformes; Clupeidae
Gene: st6gal2a
Product: ST6 beta-galactosamide alpha-2,6-sialyltranferase 2a
Exons: 7
Coding region: 286-2040 (584 amino acids)
Biological process (GO): sialylation
Cellular component (GO): Golgi apparatus
Molecular function (GO): beta-galactoside alpha-2,6-sialyltransferase activity
Source: RefSeq, a predicted model, not a curated record